This is a messenger RNA of Anas platyrhynchos (mallard), 2707 nucleotides long. Lineage: Eukaryota; Metazoa; Chordata; Aves; Anseriformes; Anatidae. The record is from RefSeq and is a predicted model, not a curated record.
GCUGAUAAUCGUUUGCUUCUUGCAUGUGAGCCCAGCCCUGGCAGAGCAAGGCAGAAACCAGGCAGGUCUGGGACCCAGUGCCUUAUCCAGAGGCACAAACUGGACACGGGGCCCCUUUUUCUCUUCUAUCCCUUGUCCAAAUGAUCUCUGUAAAAGCACCAGGUAGCUCACCUGGGUCCAUGAUGAGUGGGAAGAGAGGUCCCCAAAGUGAAGGAAAAAAUUCUGAAAUGCAGAAAGGCUUAUUUGCAGCCGCAAAUGGGAAUCUGGAAUAACUAUGAAAAACACACUGAAAUAAUUGUGUUUGACUGGAACAAAAUUCUUGCAAGUCCCCCCAGGAUGAGAUUCUGUGCCAAAUCAAUGCUUCUAUCUGACUGGCUUUUUCUGAUCUAUGUGUUAAUGGUCUGCUGUAAAUUGUUGUCCGCCUCUAGCCACCAUCCCCGGGGACAUACAGGCCAGCACCAAGUUAAGCAAGGGACAUGCGAAGUUGUGGCAGUGCAUCGUUGCUGCAAUAAGAACCGGAUUGAGGAGCGAUCGCAAACAGUCAAGUGCUCCUGCUUCCCAGGGCAGGUGGCUGGUACAACAAGGGCUCAGCCCUCAUGUGUGGAAGCUUCUAUUGUUCUACAGAAGUGGUGGUGUCAUAUGAACCCCUGUUUGGAUGGAGAGGACUGUAAAGUACUACCAGACUAUUCAGGUUGGUCUUGCAGCAGUGGAAAUAAAGUCAAAACCACAAAGGUAACACGGUAGCAAAGAAUAAACCCGUGGGUCACUACCAGCACAAUGGCACGUGCGACUGUGUUGCUUGGCUGUCAGACAGACCCUUUUUUUGGUGAUGAUGCUAUUGACUUAAUUCUUUGAACUUACAAAAAGUCAGUGAAAAGAACAAUACUCCUUUCAACUGUGGUUGCAGUUCCUGAAUCUGGAUUUUGCUAUACAGAACAAUACAAGAUUUUUUUUUUUUUUGCAAGAAAACACAAGGAGAUUUGGUUCUACCUGAAAUGCACCUUGGAUUCUUCAGGUUCUGACACCUAGCAGCAAUUCAUAGAAGCAUACACCUGGACUUCUGCAGUGCAUCAAUGAUAAGACUUUAUGACAUUAAGAUAUGUAAAAUUGCUUUAAAUGAGUUUAGAUCAUGAAAGUAAUUUAAGUGGUCAUAGAAAAAAAGCUUACGUUACAACCAAUAUGGAUUUAUGUGAGGUAGUUCUCACAGUACAACAGAAAAAUACAAAGCUGAUCCCAAUGCUGAGUGAGUAAAUGUCUUUGUGUAUUUUCAACUGUGAUUUAGUAACUAUCAAGGUUGUUUGAAGGUGAAAAGAUAGCAUUUCAAUUAGUAACAAUUAUUGUGGGGCAUACUUUGGUUAUAUCUGUGCAAGUAAAUUUAUUUCUUUAGAUAGUUCUAGGUACUUUAACUUUUACAUUCAUAAGUGAUGGCAGGGAAGCAUGAGGAAGAGACAAAAUUUGAAAGCAGACAUAGUUUUUCUUAAAAUAAAUCCAUUCUCUAGGGGAAUAGCAAAGUAUACAUAUUCCUUGCCUCUUUGAAUCUAGAUAUGGGAAAGAAUUUAGCCAUUAGCUAGAAAUAUUCAUUCAGAUGCCUGAAAAAAGGAGAGCAUGCUUGUACUGCAUAAGGAGGGCUUACUGGAAGGAGAGUAAUUUGUUCAGAUUUUCAUAGCUUUGGUUAUAAGUCCUAGUAGGUAACUUACUUAAAAUUCAUGAACAAAAUUCUAGAUAAAAGUGAAUCUUCACUUUCAAUUAGUUCUUGUUUAGAAUGAUUAUAAUAAUUAAAUGUCCAGUUCUUUGACAGACUGAAUUUCCAAGUGAUUACAUUUUGUGACACAUAAUUGUUUCAUAUUAUUGUAGAUGCAUUUCAUACUGUUUUUCUUAUUUGCCUGUUACAGUUUUUUGUCAUCAGUCUUCAUAAAUAGAACAGUAAGUAGAAGCGAAGCUGUAGCCAGGCUGAUUCCCAUUACAUCAUUUUGUGUCUUAAGAUGCAUUAAAACCGACUGAGAAUGCAAUGAUGCAGAUGGAUAUCAUGCAGAUGAACUGCUGCUGACCCAGCUACUGAACUCAUUGUUAUGCUUUAUGUAAAUGUGAGUGUAACAAUGUAAAUCUAAUUUUUACAUAGCCAGGAAAGAAACCAAAAUGAGUGUGUUGUACUAAUUUAGAUCAUUGUGCAUAAGCUUUCUAGUUUGUGGGAAAGAUACUAUCAGCAGUGUGGAGCUGCUCAGAGUAAUAAUUGCUGGCCUUUGAUUUACUGGAGUGGAUGGGAGUAUUCAGCCAGGUAAUUCCAUAGCAGGUAGUGGUGGAAAGAUCUAGCCCUGUGUUUUUUGGUUUUGACUUCUCUGAUUUAGCUCACUUUCAAUUAUGCAUUUGAUUACAGCUGGGAUCAUAGUGGUCAGUGUACUUGGUGAUAAGUAAACAAGAAAUGUUCCGCUCUGUGCAUGGACAGCUGAACAGGUAUUCUACCUGAAAGACUCUGCUUGCCCGAACGAGCUCUACAUUCCUAAUUUUUUUUCAUUGUUUCAAUUUUCUGAUUAAAUUUUAAAAGUACCUUUACUCUUUCUAUUAUUUCUGUGUAUAUCUGUUCAAGAGUAUCAUCAGUGAAGAUGGUUUUUGUUUACUGUUUGUACAAUGUUGACCCAUAACUGGUAUUUAUUUAUUGGGUAAUUUCUGUAUAAAAGCAUAGUAAAAAGCCAUCAAUGAGCUGUUCUGA